AUGUACACUACCCCUGGGUGCCCGGACCCAACAGGGUACGCGGAGGAAGAUGACGGUGACGAUUAUGAGAACGCGACCCCAUCCUACAAGGACCUUCCUCCCAAGCCAGCAACUCCAGUGCCUUGGCUCAGUCAGAAGUCUGCAAGUCCUGGGUGCUGCCAGGAGAGACUGGUGGUGUGCCUGUGUGUGCUGGUGGUGGUAUCACUGCUCCUGGGCUGCCUCGGUCUCGCGGUGGCCCUGAUUAAGUAUCAGGAGGUAGUGGAAGAACUGAAGAUGUUAACCUUUCAGCAGAUGGCGUGGCAAGCAAAUGUGACUGGCAUCGCGGGGCUAGCUGGUCUGAAGAAGGACAUUGAUCAUGUCAGAGCUGACACCAACCAGUCCCUGGUGGAACUUCGGGGCCUACUAGACUGUCGCAGAGUCACCUGUCCUGAAGGCUGGGUCCCCUUUGAAGGCAAGUGUUACUACUUCUCCCCAAACACCAAGUCAUGGGAUGAAGCACGGAAGUUCUGCCAGGAGAAUUACUCUCACUUGGUCAUAAUCAGUAGUUUUGCUGAACAGAAUUUUGUGGCCAAGGCUCACCGCUCCCCACGGGUGUACUGGCUGGGGCUGCAUGACAAGGACAAAGAAGGGGACUGGAGGUGGCUGGAUGGGUCGCCUGUCACGUUAAGCUUCAUUCUUCAUGCUGCCAACGAGCUCCAUGGGUAA
This is a messenger RNA of Propithecus coquereli (Coquerel's sifaka), 705 nucleotides long. RefSeq names its product C-type lectin domain family 17, member A (gene CLEC17A). The transcript is spliced from 8 exons. The coding region runs from base 1 to 705 and encodes 234 amino acids. The record is from RefSeq and is a predicted model, not a curated record. NCBI's taxonomy places the organism in Eukaryota, Metazoa, Chordata, Mammalia, Primates, Indriidae.